This is a messenger RNA of Monodelphis domestica (gray short-tailed opossum), 5492 nucleotides long. It is a transcript of the gene FAM120C, whose product is annotated as family with sequence similarity 120 member C. Gene Ontology annotation, cellular component: nucleus. NCBI's taxonomy places the organism in Eukaryota, Metazoa, Chordata, Mammalia, Didelphimorphia, Didelphidae. The record is from RefSeq and is a predicted model, not a curated record.
AGUGUUGAUUCUUUCCUGAGAGGGGAGUGGCGGGGAGGGGGGGGGGGGCGCGCGGCUUAAGCUCUCAGAGGGGAGGGGACGGGAGAGGAUGGAGGUGGGCGGGGCCCCGAGCGCCCGAGCGCGCCUUUACGCACGCGGCAGACCCCGCUCAUUCUGCCGCGCCGACGUGGUCCAAGUUCCUUCUCCCCCCAGUCGAAUUGGCACCUUCCGCCCAGGGGCCACUCCCUCAACCCAGUAGCAUUUUCCGUGCUCCCUGCUUGCCCAUCGGUUCAGUGACACUAACCAUACAACCCCGCCGGCUCACUGGUAUAUCCCGUACCUCUUCCUUCUUCCCCUGCCGGCUCACUGGUAUCUUCCCGACUCUCGCGCCCUCGUGCCCCCUGCCCUCAGCCGCGCGCCUUCCCCCAGUCGAGAGUGCCCGCGCUUCGUGUUGUGCCUCGCUGGGCCUCGCCCUCGAUCGGCCAUCAUGGGGGUACAGUCCUUCCAGGAGUUCUUGGAGAAGCGCUGUCCAGGCGCGGUGGUGUCCGUGGAUCUCCUGAAGCUGGCACGGACCAUGUCCCGCCAGCGACAGCAGCAGCAGCAGCAGCAGCAGCGACGGCGGCGGCGAGAGGACGACGACGACGAAGAGGACGAGAAGGAGAGGCGACGGGAGGACGAGGACGAGGAGGUGCGGUGGUGGCGGCGGCGGCGGCGGCGGCGGCGGCGGCGGCGGCAGUGGCGGCGGCAGUGGGUCGACGACGACGAGGACGAGGAGGCCGGGCUGCCGGGACGGCGGCGGCGGCGGCGACAGCGGCGUCACCGGCGGCGGCGGCCAGAGUAUCCGCGGGCCGAGACCCCCGCUGGGCAGCCCUCCUCUCGGGAGUCGGGGUUUGCGACCUGGCGGCGGCUGCGGCCAGAAUUGGAGCCCGAGGAGGAGGAGGAACGGGGGGAGGAGGAGGAGGCGGCGGCGGUGGAGGCGGAGAGGGGCAGGGGGCCGAGGCGGGGGCAAGGGCAAACGUGGCACCUUCCGCGGCGGGUCCGCCUUUCCCAGCCCCCUCGGGGCUUAGGCUUCGGCACCGGCGCCGGUGCGCGCCGCCGCCGGCCGGCGCGCGCCCCUCGGGGUGCGCGCGUGCUGGUGGAUGCUGCCUCGGCCCUGCCCCGCCUCUAUGGCGGCUACCACCUCGACUGGGUGUGCGGCGGCCAGUGGAGCUCGAUGUUGCGCUACCUGGCUGCGCUGUGCCAGGCGUGCUCAGCGCCCUCCGGGGGCCCGCUCGAGCUGGUCGUCAUGUUUCCGGGCGGUCUGGGCAAAGAACGGUUGCCUGAGUGGACCCGGCGUUGCCAGACGGAGCGCCAGCUGGCCCAGCUGAUCGUGGGCCACGUGGGCAAGCGGGGCACUCCGCCACCCCGUGCCUGGUUCCUGCCGCCCGCCUGCCUCAGCCACUGCGUGCGCCUGGCGCUCCUGCGCUUCCGGGUCCAGGUCUUUCAGAGCCUGGAGGAUCAUCACCUAGAAGUGGUAGCAUUCUUCCAGGAAAAUGGAUUCCAUGGCCUCCUUGCCCAUGAUUCAGAGUACGCACUCUACAACAUCCCAUCCUAUUAUAGCUCGCAUGCACUGAGACUCAGCUGGAAUGGCAAAAACCUGAUCACCCACCAGUUCCUCAUGCAGGAAGUUGCCAAGCAGCUGGGCCUGAAGCGGAUGAAUUUCCCCUUAUUCGCUGCCCUGCUGGGUAACCACAUUCUCCCAGAUGAAGACUUGGCUGCUUUUCAUUGGAGUCUGUUGGGACCCGAACAUCCUCUAGCCUCCCUGAAGCUUCGCACAAAUCAAUUGGUUCUUCCCCCAUGUGAUGUGGUGAUCAAGGCCGUCUCUGCAUAUGUCGGCUCUAUCAAAGACCCUUUGAACCUGGAUGUAGUUGGGAAGGAUGUUUUCAAAUACUCACAGUCUAGGACAGAAGAUAAAAUUGAGCGAUUCAAGAAAGCAGUUGAAUACUACUCGGUUGCAACUCAAGUCCACACAUUGCCAAUGGGCCCGUCAUCGCUGCUAGCAUUUGGGCCCCAUCAGUUUGGAGUCCCUCCCCUCCCGCAGGAGCACGUGGGAGCUGUCUCUGCUGGAGAGCCCUUGUUUCCUUGCCAAGUGCCACUGUCUUUCCAACCCGGGUCCACUUCAGCUCUCUUUUUUCCCCCUCAUCAUCUGGGGGAAUUUGUUCCUUUUCCUGAGAAACCUGUGAAGAGAUACAGCCCUUUCUCCAGUUGGUCUCUCUCCUAUGAUUCCUCAACAUCCACUUUUCAGAGUCCCCUGACCUCCAAGGCCUCCAUGCGCUCAGGUUCUGGCAGUAGUACCAGUUCAAAUCAUGUUAGUGAGCUGCUGGAGCAUAAGACAGUCGGGGAGGAUGCUUAUGACGACAAAGGGCUCCACGGCUUGGGGCAGCCAGUCCCCAUCAGGAAUUCAGAUGCUAUCCUGGGCAGUGGAGAGCCCCACAUCCCAUCUCUGCUAUCCAUGGCAACGAGGAACCACAUGGAUAUCACCACUCCGCCCCUGCCCUCAAUAGCUCCAGAGGUCUUGCGAAUUGCUGAACACCGACACAGGAGGGGGCUGAUGUACCCUUGUAUUUACCAUGUCCUUACCAAGGGUGAAAUCAAGAUCCCCAUGUGCAUUGAGGACGAGUGUAAUCCUGAGCUGCCCCCAGCUGUCAUCCUUUUCCGGCCUGCCCGUCAGUAUGUGUAUGGAAUCCUCUUCAGCCUAGCAGAGACCCAGAGGAGACUGGAGCAUCUUGCCAUCCACAGGCAACUUCCAGUGGAAAUUCCUCCAGUCCUUCUGAAAGAGUGGUCCUCUUACAAAGGGAAGUCCCCUCAGACUCCUGAGCUGGUGCCCGCACUCAUCUUUCGGGAAUGGACAUGCCCACACCUUAAGAAGCUGUGGCUUGGCAAAGCUGUGGAGGACAAGAAGCGAAGAAUGAGAGCUUUCCUGGCCUGUAUGAAGUCAGACACUCCUGGCAUGCUCAACCCAGCUAAUGUGCCUGCCCACCUGCUUCUCAUGUGCUGUGUGCUACGUUACAUGAUUCAGUGGCAGGGGGGGCGGCUCCUGCAUCUCCAUGAGCUGGAUGCCUUUCUGGCCCAGGCGGUGUCUGCUCAGCUUUACGAACCAGACCAGCUUCAGGAGCUGAAGAUUGAGAAACUGGAUGUCCGGGGAAUCCAGCUUGCUGCCCUUUUUAUGAGUGGGGUCGACACUGCUCUGUUUGCCAAUGAUGCCUGUGGCCAGCCAGUCCCUUGGGAGCACUGCUGCCCCUGGAUCUACUUUGAUGGGAAGUUAUUUCAGAGCAAGCUGAUUAUGGCUAGGAGAGAACGAGCAGCACUGAUUGAGCUUUGUGAUGGCCAGACUGAACAGGUGACUAAAGUAGAAAAGAUGAGACAGAGUAUUCUGGAAGGAAUCCAGCUGCAUAGCCAACUGCAGUCUCCCUUGGUGCUCCCCAUGAGGCCUCCCAUAGUGCCACCAUUUUACUUUCCACCAGCCUUUACUUCUACAGCACCUCCUGGGUCAGGAAGGACUCGGGCUUUUGCAGGUUUCCGUCCAAUCCCACCACAAGGAGGGAAGCUGGAGAUUGCUGGGAUGGUCGUGGGCCAGUGGGCUGGCAGCAGACACGCCCAAGUUCAAGGCUCCUUUGGCAUGCAGGUGGUUUCUAUUGGCGGGUCAGUGAAAGGAUAUGGACGAUAUCCAGCUGGAAGGUUCUCCAAAGGGCAUAAGAGAGUGAAUAAGCGAGGGUCUCCACGUGGAAUGUCCAGGCCCACUGAGGGUAUUGCUAGUCAUCCCCAGUCUCAGGUAAACAUUGAUCCUGACACCCUGGAUGAGGAGCCAGCUCUGUUCCAGCGUGCCUUACCUCGAGACAGCAGCCAAGUAGCAAGAGAGGCUUCAUCUGACCACAGAAGCUGGAAACUACAAGCUUCCAAAAGGAACACCCUUUCUUGAUUCCGGCCUCCGGCUAGACAAAAAGACAUACAACCUGGUCUCACAUUCUGGUCCCAAGCACCCUUUUGUUUUGAUCCUAGGUUCCAAGUUCAGUUCUGGUCAGACAUUUUUGUCUCGUCCUUUUCCUGUCUUCCCCCUGUGCCCUUGAGGUCAUCCCACAAGUGCCGUCAAAGAAUUUUCCUUCUCUGGCAGCAGCUCCAGUUUGGAGUUUCUUGCCUCCUUUUGACACAGCCCCUAUUGCCCUGGGAAUCUUCUCCUGCUUAAUGGGCAUGACACACAGUUCAGAUCAUCCAAAGUAGAUGAUGUUCCCAACCCUAAUUCCAACCAAUUUUCUAGCCUCUAGCUCAGCCAGUGAGUAUCAGGUCUGUCAUGCAGGAAGGGACUAUUAACAUUGAUUAGGGGUUUUGUACAUUUUUCAAAAAAGGCAAAUGUGCUUAUACGGGGGUUCGAGUGAUUCAGAAAAGUUUGGGGAAGUCAUCCUGUCCCUGCUUUGUUUUACUUGUACAAUGGAAGGCACAAAGGGACCCAUUGAAAGUGGGCUAUGUAUAUCUGUGUGUGUGUGACCUCCUGUUUAUGAGUACUGGCUUAUGUCCCUGACACACCCUUUAUCUAGAGUGACAGAUCUCUCUCUCACUUUACCUACAGCGAUUAGAGAAUUACUCAAGGGGUUCCCCAGUUCCAAAGACUACACUUGAAAUAGAAGAAAUCUUAGGCCAUCCCCUGUAUUCUUCCCUCCCAGGCUGGGGGGGUGGGGGGUGGAAUGCUGUUCAAUCCAAAGAUUGACCUUCCCGUACCUGGAGAGCACUUGGGGGUGGGGAGAGGGAAAGGGGUCUUCGGCCAGGGCUGAGAUAGGUGGCUGCCUCCUCAAGCUCCUGAAAUGACAGGAUCCACUGGGCACCAACAUUCUGACCCUGAAAUCCUUUGACUACUCCUACACAGAAGAUUCUCUGGCUCCAAGGAUUCUGGUGGCUGGUUCAGUUGUCAGCCCCUCCUGUGAGUGGCAUCACCACUCUGAUCUGGAGGCAGCUUUGUUUUUUCUGCAUGAAGCGCUCAGCACUGCCCGCGGGUCUCAACUUGGCUUUGACCCUUGAGGGAAUUUCAAUGAGCCAGUCUCUCCAGGAAGUAGCAGUGCCCUAUAGCGUGCCAGAUGACGAAGCUCCUAAGAGGGCUGUGUUUAUUUAACGGUGCCCCCGGGCUGGCCCCUUCCCCUACCCGCUAGUUUCUUGAAUACUAUCCCCAGUCUUUGGAUGCUUGCUUGCUUGUUGCUUCUGGCUCACUUGUGAAGUGUUGCCAACGGCCAUUUAGCCAAGUUGGGCCACUCAGUUCACUUUUCAGGUGGUGUUUGUUGACUAGACACCUUCUGGGAUUGGUGGAUAUUUGUAAAUGUGCUCCUGCCCUCCUGUUUUCCGUCUGAGCUCCGAACCCCUUUUCUGCCCAUUGUCCUCGGGAAUGACAGCCGCCUCUGGCCUGGAGGACGAAGAGCAGCCUUCCUUGUAGGGAAGACUUUGAGUCUUAAUGUGCUUUAAUAAACAUUUAUUCUUUUAGGAAAAAAAAA